Cladophialophora carrionii CBS 160.54 is the source of this 2685-nucleotide messenger RNA. RefSeq lists its product as uncharacterized. NCBI's taxonomy places the organism in Eukaryota, Fungi, Ascomycota, Eurotiomycetes, Chaetothyriales, Herpotrichiellaceae. The transcript has 2 exons. The record is from RefSeq and is a predicted model, not a curated record. The coding region runs from base 1 to 2685 and encodes 894 amino acids.
AUGGGUCGAGGAACCAAGGCGAACAAGUUCCCACGGGCUGCGCAGGUGCAGCGCGCAAACAAUGCACUGUUCUCUUACGGCCUAGACUCUGGGUCCUCUUCAGAGCCAGAAUCACCACCACCACCAGCAGUUCCGUCUUCUCCUGCUUCCCUUUCGCCCGCCCCAGAAGAGGACGACGACAAUCUUGACCGCGCCACGAUUGAGAGCGCGACCAAGACAAUCCUUGCGGAGUUUGCCUUUGAAGAGGGCAAAAAAAUAUUCAAUAGUGAAGAAGCGGGCGACCGCGUCUUCAUUCAAAUCUUCACCGCUGCCUUUCUCGACACCGACGCAGAGACUGGCAAAAAGACCUGGCGACUGGAUACCGACAUUCUGGGAGUUCUUGCCAACGCCUGCCGCGAGCCUGGUGCGCUUGAAAACGUCCACCUCAUUGAAGAUCUAGAGACGGGUUGUCAGUACCUGUCCGGAAAGACCGAAGCCAGCGCGCUCGAAUCAAUCCGCACAUUUGCCCUCAAUUGUGCGCGAGACCAAUUGCCAAGCCUUCCCGAGCAGCCAGAGUUCACUGAAGAUCCGCUCCACGAAAGCGUCCAAACUUUUGUCUACCUUGGCCUCAUUGCCAUCCGCGCUUUCGUCAGAGGCAAACAUCUCCUGAAUUCUUCCCUGAACCCACUUCGCCUCUUCGAGAACGCCAGAGCGAGCAACAUGGCUGAAGAACCGAAUCUCUUCAUGUUUGGUGAGAUGGGACAAAUUUACGAUCCGCAGGCGAUCGCCCUCGAAAAACAGAAGAAGAAGGCUCGCAAGCGCGCAGCCAAGAAGGCCGCAAAGGCCAAGGAGGACGAGAGGAACAACACUCAAGUCGCUGAAGGUGACACUGCCGGUGAGGCCAGCAGCAGUGGUCCUGCCAAUGCCACAACCGCCAGCAAUGAAGCUGCUCCCGCUCACAUCGCGCGUGCCAGCGAUGAAGCGGCCGUCACCGAUCACCCUCCAGCCAGCAGUCAAGCUGCCAUCACCAAUCCCGCUCCUGCUCUCACCCCUCCCUCUGGUCUUGCUCACGAUGACCCUCUCACCACCAUGGAAAUGGCGACGCAAGCGCUGUCAAUGUAUGGCGCCCGCCCACCUGCUGGUCUGAGCCAAUAUCUCGGCACGCCAAUCCGCCCUCGUGCUGCUCGUUCUGCCACUGCGCGAAACACCGAGCCACGCAAUCUUGCAGAUGCAAGCUCUGUCGCCGAAGGCGCUGAUGUGCCCCCACCUCCUCGUCGACCACGCCGCGAUGGUCGUCGUCGGCCAGCUCCAAGUGCUCUCACUAGCAAUGCAGCUGCUGCCGGCGCCGGAGCUGCCGCUGGGACUGAGGACGUUACUGACGACAUCAUGCAACCUCUUCCCGCAAGUCAACGACACGGUCGCAAUGAGACCAUUGAAGAGUAUCAGCGUCGCACUGCUCCGCCUGUGGCUCCAGCUCCUACCGAGUACAGAGUCCACCCCCUCAACAAUGAGCAAUUCGUCAUUACCGGUGUUGGUCCCCAAUCCUUCACUGCAGCUGUCCGCGAUAUCGCUGGUGCUGUCACAUCUGGCGUCAGUGCUGAUGACCCUACUGCGAUUGCUCGAACGAUGAUGAGUGCUCAUGCCUCUCUCCCUGCCAGUGCUGUCACUCCUGACGCCGAUGAACCGGACUUUGCUUCGAUUGCCCGCGCAAUCAUGAGCGGUCAAGCUCCGCCCCCUCGUGGUGCCUUCCUUGGUCCUUCCAACAUCAGCGCUGAAGACAUUCGCGACGCUAUGGCUCUUGUUGAUGACAGCAACGCUGGUGCCCACACCACCUCCCGCGCUGUCGCCGGUCCCAGUCGUCUGCCUGUUCAGCCACGUCAGACUACAGCUCCUCAUCAUCUCCCAGACGUUCCGCGUCCGACUGCAGCUUCUCGUCUUCCAGCGCAGCCACGUCAAACUGCAGCUUCUCGCCGUCAAGGUCCACCACGUCAAACCGCAGCUUCUCGUCGCGCCAUGCAGAGACUCUACGAUGAAAUCGAAGCCGAAUUAGAUGCUGCUCAAGGCCUGGAUCCAGUUGCCCGUCGCGCUGCCUUUGCGCAGGCUCAACAACGCCUUCUACGCUCUGAGACCCUUGCUGCCGCCCGCCGGGAAAUGCCUCUCCGCCCCACCGCCACUGCAGCCACCCAAGCUGCGUUGCAGGAGGGAAGAGACGAUGCCUUGAAUGCAGUCGAGGAGCAACGCCGCGCCGAACAAGCCGGGGCUACAAGAACCAGACCUACCCCUUGCCCCACUGGAAAUGACACAAUCAACGCUCGUGCUCGUGAACAGGGCUACUCGUUCGACAUUGGCGGUAUGCCUGGUUGGCUUGGGGAGUUGGAACGCAUGCAGAUCCAAGGCCUCCGAGAUGAGCGCGUUGCCGAAGAGAACGAGCGACGUCUGGCUGAGAGAAUGCGUGUAGUUCGCGAGCGUCGUGCUGCUGCCGUGGAAGACAUUCUCGAGCGUUCGGCCCAAAUCGAUCGCGAGGCUGAGGAGGAGUCUCAUCGCGCGAUGGCUGCCGCCGAGGAGCGUGAGAAGAAAGAGACAGAGGGGAGAGACGCGGCGCGCAAGGCAGCUGAUGAGGCAAAGAAAGCAGCCGACGAAGCGAAGAAGGCCGAGAAGAAGGCCAAGAUCGCGGCGAAGAGAGCCGAGAGAAAGGCCAAGAAGUGA